Sphaerulina musiva SO2202 is the source of this 3148-nucleotide messenger RNA. RefSeq lists its product as uncharacterized. The record is from RefSeq and is a predicted model, not a curated record. The coding region runs from base 201 to 2876 and encodes 891 amino acids. The transcript has a single exon. Lineage: Eukaryota; Fungi; Ascomycota; Dothideomycetes; Mycosphaerellales; Mycosphaerellaceae.
CGGUUUCAGCGCUUCGCCUGGUUGCGAGUCUUUCCAUUGCUCGACGCGCGAAGAUAACCACCUUGAUCAUCACACCACAGACGUGUCGAGGUGGUCACGAAGAGCGCGAAUGUCUUGCGUCUCGUCGCGGUCCAAGACAGGAAACCACCGUUGCAACCUUGGCUUCCAUAAAUCGCAGGAGAGCACCUUCAGAGCCCACGAUGCUGAACGGCGGCGCCCAUGGGGUGAAUGGCGGCAGCAAUGUCACCCCUUCCCCUGCUGAAGAGGAGAGCUUUUACAUCAAGUUGCUGGGCCUCGCCGAUACUGUGGUAUCUGGUAGACAUGCGCAGUUCAAGCUCCCGCCUGCUGCCAUCCAGCAGCUCAAAGCCAGUCUCGCGUUACUCAACGCGCCUGUCGCUGGUGCUCAGCAAGUUGCAGAGAGCAGUCUCGCCAAUGGCGUAGCAUACAUGGCGAACACGUCUACUAAUGCACAGCACUACCCGACGCCCACGACAUCCACGUUCCCUGGUCUGCCCGGCCUGCAGACUCAGCAGCCUCACACUGUGAAUGGCGCGCCCCCUUCGCUCGUCAAAGCCACCUCUGGCGGUCUCAACCCGAUCUUCUUGGAGAAGUCGGAAGUUUUGGUAAAAGCAGAGAACCGGCACAAGCGUCAGCACAUUGAGCGCGACCUGCAAGCUCAGGCUGCGCAGGCGCAAGGCAAGCGGCCCGGGCGCGACGAUCAGAGUGCGGAAGCCCCAUCGCUUGACAUGAACGCUAUUAUGCUUGCUUCGGCCGCUCGUGAAUUGCAUGUGUCUGGAUUGAAGCAGUCGGGCAGAGUGGACAGCGAAGCGAGGUCGUUUGACACCAACGACUACUACUCGAGCCAAGUCCAAAGUGACUGGUCCUCUCCCGAUAGCGCAAGUAAAGGUUCUGACCGCGCAGCAGGUGCCCUCCCAGCAGACUUCGAAAGCCUCGGAGGACCAAGUGCGCAGUCUUCUUUCGCUAAGACUUCUGUCAUGGGUAAGCAACCUGCUGUCGCUCGUGAUGACCACACACCCAAAGAUCAUGCCAGUGUAUACUCUGCUCCGCUUCGGUUUGCGUACGAAGUCGUGGACGAUGACGAAGACGAUGAAUACACGCCUCCUGAUGUAUCUGCGCUCGCGGGAUACGACGACGACGCAGGGCUGGAAGAAGGACAAAUCGGGUCCGAGGAUGACGAUGACUACGAGCCUGGCGAGGUCACAAUUGACAGUAACGUACCCACACCACCGCAGCCAGCGCGACAACUGCAGCAGUACUCUCCAAAGGUCAUUCGCAACCAUCUCACUCACAUCGCCGCACCACAACCAAACAGAGUGUCUCCGCUUGCCGUUGCCAAAGGUCCCAAUCUGGCAGGUGAACUUGAACUGGUCAACGGUUGUCCAGAGGUGGUCAGUACCAACUACAGCGCUCGCAACAAUGCCAAUGCUUCACGCUACAGUAGUGCUUCGCCGCAGAUUGGCACUGGGGGUGUUCACAACAAAAAGCGCCGAAAUAAGAAGCGGAAGCGAGACACUGAGCUGAAUACUGCAAAUGGUCGUGCUAAGAAGAAGCGCGAGAGACAGGCAGCACCUCCAUCACCAGUCUACAGCGGGCCUCGUGUCAAGGACGAGCCGAUGUCCCCUCCACCAUUUGCCGACGUGCCAGAGACUCGCACUUUUGCUCGGUAUGUGGACAGACCCGCGCAUUACCGGCCAGCUGAGAUUGAUCUGAUGUCUCCACGACACAUUCCUUUGCCACCGUCACCAUACGUGCCAGAGCCUCGGGCUUCGGGUCUACGACACGAGUAUGCUCAGCCAGCAUCGCCUUCUGCGGCCAGAAUGGGGUCUCCUCUAUCAUCCCGGCCGGUGCAAAGAGACACACAGGACCUGAGAAGAGUUGCCAGCAUGCAUUUCGCCCAGCGCCCGGCGUCCCCAACACAAAGGACAUACUCUCCUGCGCCUCAGCGUACUGCAUCCAUGGCUUACGGCGAUUCCAGAUUGUCUCAAGCACCAACUGACGUUCGAUACCAAGAGCCAAUUCGUGUACAGGAAUAUCACGAUCCCUAUGGCAGGAGACCGCAAAGUCCUGUUCAGAUGCCACCACCAACUGCUCCAAGGAAAAUUGUUAUUGAUCAAUAUGGCAAUCAGUAUUACGCUGCGGAACCCGAACCGGCACCUGCGCCACCACCGCCUUAUAGGGCUUCUGUGGCGCCAAUUGAUAGAAGACCACCGCCACCAGAGAUUGCAUAUGAACGUGCCCCUAGCCGCGCUGCGGCUGCAUAUGUUCCGCCCAGCUAUGAACGAAUUGAUGCGCGUAUGGCCCCCCCGCCAUCCAAGAGACGAGCUGUGGAGGAACCAUUAAUACAGUACGUGGACGCGAAUGGGUACCCUGUGCCUGCUCCAGAGUUCAGUAGGCCAGAGAUACGAUAUGUGGAGGCGCCUGCCUCCCCGGUAUAUCAACCUCCUCAGCCUCGAUAUGAAAUGCCACCACCGCCGCCUCGUUCCGCGCGUGAGCCAACAUCGCCCGUAUAUGCUGAGCCGACGUCUCCUGCAUAUGCGCCGAGCAGAAGUUACAGCGUGCGACCCGAUGUGCCACAUGUGCCUCAGUACACUCGACAGGCCAGCGUGGUGCCACAGCAGUAUGCUCGCCAGGCAAGCGUCGCUCCUCAACAUUAUGCACGGCCAGAGGUGGGCCAUGCACCCCCUGCGCGAGCUAUGAGUGUAGUACCCGGCUAUGAACAGCCGCGGGCACCGCUGUAUGCUUCUGCACCCCCACCGCAGCAGCAGGUGCGAUACGUGGAUCAGUACGGCAGAGAAGUCGUUUAUCAGAGCGACCCAAGACCGGCUCCUCCGCCAACUGAAUACAGAUACCAGUAGAAGCAUUCCAUCGAACAGAAGUUGUAACACUGCAGCAAGAACUUGAAGGUCAAUUGGGAUUUGGGUCGUGCAAAAUCUGGAGGUAGCAGCUCAGACGUGUGAUUACCUACCUUGAUGUUUGUGUACAGCGAAGCAUGGCAUAUGAUUGUGAGGAUGUCUGGCAUCAUAACUUAGGUAUUCUUCUGUACACUUGUUCUAGUUGAGGCUUGGGAGCCACACUUGCAUAUUGCAUACCAUGGAAUACAUCAGUCUGAAGCCGUGAUGCGUGAUCA